GAAAGGCGGUGAGCGUAGUCUAUUAGCGUGAGGCAUAUAAUUUAGGUAUAAAAAAAUCCAGUAUUCGCUCUAUUAUAGCUAAUGCUGUUUUAUUUUAGAUGUUUAUUCUGCAAGCCAAGCCCAUAGAUCUCGAGUGAGUACACGAUUAUCGAUUUAAAACAUCCAGGCUGGAAUCUGGUUGUUGGUAACAAUACGUCCAACAAUCUAAAAUAUUAUCAUUGCAUUGUUAUAUCAUGGACUGUGCAGUGCUGAACAAUAUCAGCAACCGCAAAUUAUUUCACAAAAUUGAGAGUUGACUGUUGCCCUUCGUCGAAACCGUGUGUGGAAGUCGCCAAGCUUUGUGAUUUCCGCGUGUGUUCGAGAGGUACGCUUUAGGAGUCCGUUAUUGAGCUGCCUGUUUAUAACGUUUGAAGGGGCCAACAGUCCUACGGUUUCUUGAGCGUUUGAGACACCAGAAAAUCAAAUCUCGGCAUUUGACUGGUAUAUAUAAAGUGUAACCUAUGGAGUUCAAGUUAAAAGCGUUAGAAGCCCAUCGUAUCGUGAGCAUCUCUCUGGCGAAGAUUUACAACUCGCAGGUCCAGCGGGGAGGCCUUAAACUACAUAAGAAUUUAUUGCUGUCUCUGGUGUUGCGUAGUGCCCGCCAGGUUUAUUUUAGCGACCUUGGUCCAUUGCCAGAGGAGCCCCAGACGCCAUCGGGCUUUGGUAUAGAAAGCCCCCCGCAGCCACCCCUUCCAAUAACAGAAUGGGUUCAACCUGCUACAGAUUUUGAUUGGAGAAGUGAACAGUGUCCUGCUACACAGAAUGAAUGGAGUCUUGAAUACGGGCUUACUUUUCCCAAAGACGGAAGUCAAGAAUUAGAACUAAAGGCACCCGAGGAGCCAUCUGAUGAAGUUUGUGUAAUACCUGAAGGAGAGACGCUAGUAUCCCCGCCUAGCAGCCGAAAGAGGCGGUGCAAUGAGGUACCGCCCACCGGUUAUCCGAAGAAGGCCCGAAUGGAGGAAGAGACUGCAGUAACAGGGGAGGACAUUAAUACCGUGUCUGGAGCGCUGGAAGAACGAGCGGAGGUAGAGGACAUGGACACUAAUAAUGUGUCAAAUCUUGUAAGGAUUUUCGGUUCUAGCUUUUCGGGACUCUUGACUAAAGACCAUUCGUUGGUUAGCGUUGAGUCAAACCAGCAGGUGGAGGCUGUGACAGUGCAAGAAAGGGAUUCAGACUCUGCUACCCUUUUCUAUGAUGGUGUAAUGAAGACAGUAACUCCAUGGAGCACGGCCAUUGUGGCCUUCGAGACUGAUUACCGGUAUUCUACUAAUAUGGGCGAAGUGCAUCCUGUGGAGUUCAAACUAGAAGCGCAUCGCAUUGUGAGUAUCUCACUUGGGAAGAUUUACAACUCUCGAGUUCAGCGGGGAGGCCUUAAGUUACACAAGAAUUUGUUGUUAUCGCUUGUUCUGCGUAGUGCCCGGCAGGUUUAUUUGAGCGACCUUGGCCCUUUGCAAGAGGGGCCUCCUUUGUCACCAUGCUCAGAGAUGGGAUACACACCUCAGCCACCUGGUCUGGUACCAGUGGAAUGGGACCAGCCUCCCCAGGCUUGUGGUUGGAGAAGUGAAUCUGCCCCUGCUGUUGUGGACGAACUUGAUGACAGUGGGUUAAUGGGCUGUGAAGACGUAGCUCAGGAAUUAGAAUUGACUUCAAGUGAGGAACAAGUUGGUGAAGUUUGUUUAAGGACUAAGGAGGAGAUUGUACUAUCCCCGCCUAGCUCCAGAAAGAGGAGGGGUGAGCCCCACCAGUCUUCUCCCACAGAUUUGAAGAAGUCUCGUACGGAGGAGGAGGAGGACGCUGGGGAAUCUGGCGUCGAGGAUAUGGAUACGAACAAUGUGUCUAAUCUUAUAAAUAUUUUCGGUUCCAGUUUCUCCGGACUCUUGACUAAAGAUGUCCCGCAUUCGCUGUCUGGCGUCGAGUCUACACAACAGUUGGAGGAGCCUGUGACAGCGGCAGACAGAGAUCCGGACUCUGCGCCAUUGUGCUGUGACGCAGUUUUACAGACCGUGAAUCCCUGGAACACGGCUAUUGUGGCCUUCUGACUUUUAUCUUCACCUUAGGACAGUGACUUAUUGAUCUCACGUGAAAAUGAGGUCUGUUCGCUUCUUUUUGAAGCAGAGUAUGCAGUGGGUCUUUGUUGUAUAAAGACGUGUAAGAGUUUCGUUUUUUGUGUUCUAAUGUAUUUUGAUGUUGCUUAAUGUGUUUUACAUGCAGUAAAAGAACAUUAAAGUCA
Protopterus annectens (West African lungfish) is the source of this 2269-nucleotide messenger RNA. It is a transcript of the gene IER5, whose product is annotated as immediate early response 5. The record is from RefSeq and is a predicted model, not a curated record. The coding region runs from base 501 to 2078 and encodes 525 amino acids. The transcript is spliced from 2 exons. NCBI's taxonomy places the organism in Eukaryota, Metazoa, Chordata, Ceratodontiformes, Protopteridae.